Messenger RNA from Mytilus trossulus (common blue mussel), 5108 nucleotides. RefSeq lists its product as uncharacterized. Lineage: Eukaryota; Metazoa; Mollusca; Bivalvia; Mytilida; Mytilidae. The record is from RefSeq and is a predicted model, not a curated record. Gene Ontology annotation, cellular component: nucleus. Bases 501 to 4676 code for a protein of 1391 amino acids. Gene Ontology annotation, biological process: regulation of gene expression. The transcript is spliced from 20 exons.
UAUUCAUAGAAAUAUACUCUCGACACCAAAUGAAAUCGUUGUAAAAGACAUUUUGAAUUCUAUCUUUCUGCAUCCUAUUGAAAUCAAAACAUAGAACAAAAUUUAAAAAUCAAGAUUAAUAUCACGUUUUGAAGCAGUUUAUUGCCAGAAAGCUAGACCAUAACAGACGGAGAUUUUACAUAAUCACGUGACCACACCAAAACAAGGAGCUGGUAAUCGGGGAACAUCCGAUUACACUGUGAUUCCCUGUUCACAGACAAGAGCAAGGGAAAGAUCACUGAUCACAUUAUAAAAUCGAAGUAUUAAACAAGCUUGAGCAACACUCUCAAAGCGUGUUGUUUGUUAUAUAGCACUAGGGCAGAGGGUCAAUCAGAAUAAGACAGCUUCAAUUGUACAGCAUUGGUGCCAAUCAGUUUUAUUGAUAGACUAUUUAGCUACAUUUAUAAUAGUGCAAAUUCAUUGUACAAAUUAACUGACACAACAAAUGACAGUGAUAAACAAUGGUUUUAUGUGCUGUUGCUGGAUGCAAAAGUAAACAUUCAAGGAAUGGUGAAUUAAGUUUUUACAGAUUUCCAAAUGACCUGCAGACCAGGAAGACAUGGAUAGAUUUUUGUAAUAAAAUUGAUUUCAUACCCAACGUGAAUCAAAGACUUUGUUCUGCACACUUUUCUAAUUCAUGUUAUGACCGUGACCCAAUUGUGAUUAGGAAUCUAGGUAGCCUUUUUGAGAGGCCAAAACUCCGGCAAGAUGCGGUGCCAGAUAUUCCAUUUACAUGUAUCCAACAGACAAAACCUAAGCAAAGACUACUACUUCCAAAGAAAGGAGCUUACGAGCAGCAGAUAGAAGCCGAGACUAAGAAGACAACCAUGCCAGUGAAGAGAAAUGCCACCAGGAGUCGUAGGACGAUGGGCAUUGAGCUCUUUAUGGAAUGUACUGAAGAGGCUUUGUCCCCCAGUCAGAUCACUGCCCAGCAAGUGGCCAGAUACCAAUAUGACCAAGCCAUCGCCCAAGUUAGAGAUGCUCAGGCCAAGGCAAGGAUAGGCAGAGCUACAAUCAUAAACAAAGUUGACAAUGUUGGCAAAGUAUCGCCUCAAGUUACUCAAAAGGCAACUCCUGCAUUGAAAACUCAAUCACCAAUUGCAAAAGAACCAGAACGUUCUUCUAGUCCCGAUAUUAUAUUUGUUGGAGAAACACCAGCGUCCAAGCCCCGACAACCAGUACAACAGCCACCGCCAUUAACACAACCACAACAACAACAGGUGUUCAAGCUAGUCAAUGUCAGCCAGACAAACCAAGGUCAACUGGGACCAUGGAUGAUGAAACCGGUGGCUAAUGUUAUGCCUCAACAGCAGCAGACAUUGAAUAGACCAUUGCAACAAGUGCAACAGGUUGGUCAGCCGGUCAGUGGAACCAUGGGAAUGGGAUAUAAACGGCCAGCAAACUUCCAACAAGAUCAACUGGCCAAGAAAAAACCAAGGCGACCAGGCGAGGUGGAUGAAUUUGGUAGAAAAAGACCUUUUGAAAGUGAUGAAAGUGAUAAAAGUCCAGAUAUAUGUGUCAAUGGUAAUUGGGUUCCAUUAGAUGAAUAUUACUACGGCAAGAUGGAGGGAGACCCCACAUAUGAAGAGGAGAAAGGAGAAUUCAGGUUCAAGUGCUGGUAUUGUAACAAGAUGUUGUACAACAAUGUCAAGGCCAUGAUGCACAUUCAAGGUCACAUUGACAGUAGUAAACAACAGAAUAUUGACCUCAGUGACCUGACACAAUGUAAACACUGCUACAAACAAUUCGAUACACCAUUUGAAAUGCAGACCCAUGUGGAUAAGGUACAUAUGAGCAACACAAAUGUCUUGUUAUGUCGUAUAUGUGAACGUGACCAUGAGUCUCGCCAGGCUCUCACCAACCACAUGAGACAGAACCACAAUGCUUGUGAGAUGCCAUAUACAUGUCAGCUAUGUAAAUUUAGAUCUUCUAUGUACAGUGAUGUUGUCGACCAUUUUAAAAAGAAACACGACAGUUCCCAGCAUUUACUAUGUUUAUACUGCCUUCGUGCUUUUCUUGUCAAAUUUGUCUCCCAAGGUUGGGGCACCACACAGACAUAUUAUGGACAUUUGUUAAAACAUCAGUCUAAGGCUCAAACUAAAAAAUGUGGUCUGUGUAGACUGACAUUCUUCAACUCUUCUGAAGUCAAGGCCCAUAAACUGAAACAUCAUGGACCCAAUCAGAAGGCAGUGCUAGGAACCUCAGCACACAGCAGCAAACAAGACCAAGUAUUAAUAAAAGUGCCAUCAUCAUCACACAAUCAGCAUGGAGUCAAAUCUUUGAACGCACCAUCUGUCAGUAAAGUCUUGGACUUUGGAGGGACAACGUUUCCAGGAGAGGUCCAUUAUUUUAACUGCUUUGAAUGUAAAAUGUCCAUGGGAACACAUGAUCAUUAUAGAAAGUAUGUGGAGUGUUCAAUGUGUCGAUUUGCUACUAUCUGCAGUAUAGCUUACGCUAAUCAUAUGAUGGGAUUCCACUCAGGUCAAAUGUCAAGUCUUAACCUCAACAUUCCGUGGGAACGAAGGAUGCCCAAACCUAUGUACUGUUUAUGUGGCUUCAGUAGUCGCUAUGGCAACAAGAUUGCUAACCACCUUGUGUUCUGUAUGAAGAGUUCAUGUUAUGAGAAUCGACCAGAGCCUGGAACAGAGUGCUACAGAGAAGAGGAAGAAGAGGACCCUCGACAUAAACCAGGAGCCUCAUUACUGGAUGCAUUAGGUCUGGUCAAGAGGAGGACUAUCACUCCUAGAUCUGGGGAAGGAGUGUACCCUAAAUCAGCAGAGACUUCCCCAGUAGAUGACAACAAACCAAGUCCAUGGGAUCCAGCAUAUGUACCUCCAGAGCUCCAGGGCUCACAGAAUAGGAAGACUGUCAAGUUAAAGGACACUAUUACACCUUCUAAACAUUCUAUCUAUAGAGGGAAACCAAAGUCAAAAUGUAAGAAAACCUUGGAAAUAGAUACCAACAAUUCAGAGGAAGCCAGUACUUCUUACAAGAGAGAUAAUUUAGAGCAAGCUGGAACUUCUCACAAGGGAGAUAAUUCUGAUGAAACUGAAGAGAAGCUUUUAGCUGAUGAAGGAAGGGACAGUGGUGGAGAUAAAGAUGAAAAGGUUGAAAAUCAAAGAACUGAAAGUACUAAAGACAAAGCUGAAGCAGAAAGAAAAGAAAAUGAACUGCUUGAUUUUGACAAUGAAAAUGACGGUGCUGAAAGUGGAGAUGAAAAUAAAAUCAAUGAAAUUAUAGAUGCUUUAGAUGAAGAUGAACUAUUACUAGAGGAAAAUGAACAAGUUAGUGACAAAAAUGUGACAUUAGCAAAGGAAAGUAAUUCUGAAAAAAUAGAUGAAGAUAAUCUUAAAGAAAGUUCUAAUGAAAAGGAUGAAAAAAUUCAAACUUUAAGUAAAAAAGAUGAAAAUUUAGCAGAUAAUUCUUGUGAUGUGAAAAGUCCCAAUGAUAAUAUAGAAUCAAGUUCUGAUGGUGUCAAAAGUCCUACAAACAAUUCAGAUGACAAAGACAAAAGUGACAAUUUGAAAGGAGAUGAGAAAGACGAUGAACAUAUUGAUUCUGAGAAACAAGCUGCAACAGAUGAGAAAAGUGAAGUUGCAGAAGAAUCUUCAUCAAAAGAUAAAAUAGAUGAAACUGAAUCUAAUGAAAAAGAUGACAAUUCAAAAAUUGAAGAUGAUUCAGAAAAACAAUUAAAAGAUGAAUCCACUCUGGAAAAAGAUGAAAUUGUUGAUGAAUUGUCAGCAGAAUGCAAAUUAGAUGCAAUUAAUGAAGAUAAAAAUGUAGACAAUACUGAAUCAGAAAAAGAUGUCAGUGAAAAAGUGAAUAUUGAAGAAUCUACCAGUCCAGACAGUGAAAUAAAAGAGGAAUCACAGAAUAAAAUAGAUGAAAAUGAAUCAGAGAGUAAAGAAGUGGUUCAAAGUGAAUCAGAAAGUAAAGAAGUGGUUCAAAGUGAAUCAGAAAAUAAAGAAGUGAUUCAUAGUGAAUUAGAAGAAAAAGAAGUGGUUCAUAGUGAAUUAGAAGAAAAAGAAAUGGUUCAAAGUGAAUUAGAAGAAAAAGAAUUGGUUCAUAAUGAAUUAGAGCAAACAGAGGAAUCAGGACAGGAAACAGCAGAUGAAACAAAAAAAACUGAAAAGGAAAGCCAAGAACCUCAUUCAAGUCAUAAAUUGUCUGAAACAGGAAGUGAAAAUAAGGGAGAUUAUGCUAGUACACAAGAAAUUAAAAGUUCUCCAAAGGUUGAAGAUUCAAAGACAUCACACCAUCAAUCUGAUGAUAAAAGAUACCAUGGCAGCAGGUCACAUGACCAUAGAUCAGAUAGUCACAGAUCACAUGAUAACAGACGGUCACAUGAUGAUAGGAAGUCACAUGAUGACAGGAGGUCUUAUGAUGACAGACGGUCACAUGAUAGACAAUACCAUGACGAUAGGUCAUACCACCACCAGGGGGGAAGAUACGAUGAUAGGAGUAGACACAGACAUCAAGAUGACAGGAGUAACGAUCGUGGAUAUCAUGACAACAGAGGUUACAAUGAUCAACGUGACAACAGAGAUCAUUAUAGAGAUGACAGAAGACACCACAACAGAGGUCAUAAUCAAGGUCGUGGUGGAUAUGGAGGUGGGGGUUACCAUGGUUACAGAUGAUCUGUGUUUUAAACAUCUGGUUGAGCUUAAAGAUCAGUAUCAAAGUUAUGGUGCUUUUAGUUACCAUGGCAGCUAACAUAAAACAGAUUUAUAGAAUUUACAUUUUGAAAUAUGUAAAAUAUGCAGAUCGUUGUAUGGCUGUAAAUGGCUGCUUUCUAUGAUUUCAUGUAACACUGCUGUUUCUAGAUAAAAAGAAGUGGAGACAAUUUUACCCAUAAUGCAGUUUAAUUUGUAUACUUUUGUGAAGUCUAUGCAUGAUAAUUCUGAACAAAAUGAUACAAAUAUGGUUUGUGAGUCUAUUAGAGUGACUCAAUGACAGUUGAGUGAUGUUUAAUUAUAUCAGUCAAGAGGGCAAACACAGGAGUAAUCUUUUGGUGUAUAUAUUAUCCCACAUCUCAGUUUUUUCUUACCUGUACAAGAUUUCAGGUUGUG